Molecule: messenger RNA, 963 nt
Organism: Adineta ricciae
Lineage: Eukaryota; Metazoa; Rotifera; Eurotatoria; Adinetida; Adinetidae
Source: the annotation of a GenBank genome assembly
AUGGCAGUAGCCGCACGUGCGACUGUUCAAUCUCUUGCUAAUAAGAUUGACGAUAAUGAUAUAAAGUUAACCGCGAGUCAAAAGCCUCACAUACGUGAACAUCCAUUUCUGAAAGAAUUUGUUACCAGUGGUUUAAGUGUAUCUGUUGCUAAUGUUGUGACACUACCAAUUGAGGUGUUGAAAGUACGUUUGCAAUUAGCAAAUGCAGCGAUGACAACGUCAAAAUCAGCGAUGAAAGCAGGUCUGAUCGAAACAACACAAAAAAUCUAUCAAAAGGAAGGUGUUCGAGCAUUUUAUUCUGGUCUUAUGCCGGCUAUCGUUCGUGGACUUUUCUACGGUGGAGUGCGACUUGGCGCUUAUGGGCCCAUAAAGAAUAUUCUUAAACGUUUUGUCACCGAUGAUAAGCAAGCAACGGUGAAAUUCGUUCGCAAUGUUGCUGCUGGUUGUUUGUCCGGUAGCAUAGCAGCUGUAGCGUCGAAUCCAGUUGAUCUAUGUAAAACAAAGCUUCAAGCAAAAGAUUCACCAUACAGAUCAUCAAUGCAUGUGAUAAAAGAUGUCAUUCAACAUCAUGGAAUUAAAGGACUAUGGGUUGGUACUGUACCGGCAGCUGUACGAACAGCUGCACUUACAGCAACACAAUGUGUGACAUAUGAUCAUGCUAAACGAUUUUGGAUACAAAUUACUGGUUGGGGUGAAGGAAUCAAUUUACAUCUAGGUGCAUCAUUGAUCACUGGACUUGUUACCACAACAAUAACAGCACCACUCGAUACAAUCAAGACGAAUAUGUAUGCAGCAGGAGAUUCUGGUGUUAUGGAACUGACUAACAAAAUUGUUCAUAAAGAAGGUUUGAGAGGCCUGUUACGUGGAUGGUCAGCAGCGUAUGUCAGACUUGGACCACAAACAACGGUUAUCUUCCUUGUUAUGGAAAAAUUACGUCAGUUUUCUGGCCUUACAGCACUAUAA